This is a messenger RNA of Pelodiscus sinensis (Chinese soft-shelled turtle), 1053 nucleotides long. The record is from RefSeq and is a predicted model, not a curated record. Lineage: Eukaryota; Metazoa; Chordata; Testudines; Trionychidae.
AACACCAAGGUCGAGUGCCACUACACCCUGCCCCCCAGCAUGAAGCCGUCUGCCCGCGACUGGAUUGGGAUCUUCAAGGUGGAGGCCUCGUCGGUGCGGGAUUACUACACCUUUGUGUGGUGCGCGGUGCCCGACGGGGGCGCAGAGGGGGCGCCCGUCUAUUCCAGCGUCCAGUUCCAAGGUAGCCCCCCCUUCCAGUUCUGCGAGCCCCGCCCCAUGGACGAGCUGGUCACGCUGGAGGAGGACGAUGACGAGGGCCACACGGACAUGCUGCUGGUGCUGCCCAAGGCCACCCUGCUGCAGGGAGGCGGGGGGGAGGCCAUGGACGAGCUGGUCACGCUGGAGGAGGACGAUGACGAGGGCCACACGGACCUGCUGCUGGUGGUGCCCAAGGCCACCCUGCUGCAGUGGCAGAGCGUUUUUAACAGUUCUCCGCUGCCCCCCUGUGGCUGUGUUUGGGGGUGGGGCGCAGGAGCAGGGCGUAGCUGGUAUCUUCCAUCCCAUUCGUUAGUUCUGAUCCCCCCCCAUUUUCUCCCCGCCCUGCCCCCCCAGGCCCAGCUGGAAGCGCUGUGUGAGCAGCUCCGCUCCACCCAGGACCUCCUUGCCGCCAGCCAGCAGAAGGUGGUGCUGCUGGGGGGGCUCCGCCCACCUGACCCGGCCGCCUCCCCCUCCCCAGGCUCCCUGGACUCCCCGCUCUCGGACUCGGAGGAUGAGUCCCCCGAGGACAUGAGGAUCCACCCCCAGCUCAGCCCCUACAGCCUGUGCGACAACCGGGCCACCCCCAAGACUCCGCCCUGCCUGCGGGAACCCCUGCACAAGGUGGUGAUCAGCCAGCCCGCCCCCAUCACCUCGCAGAUCAAGCAGCCCACCGAGGACAACAGCUCGGACUCAGAGGCGGAGGACGAGAAGGCCGUGCUGAUGGCGGCCGUGCGGAGCGGAGGGGAGGAGGCCAGCCUGCUGCUGCCUGAGCUGGGCAGCGUCUUCCACCAGGAGGGCAGGGGGAGGAUGUUUCCCCCCAAACGACAGCUCCGGUCCCCGACGUCAGAGCAAUAA